This is a messenger RNA of Phialemonium atrogriseum, 1998 nucleotides long. RefSeq lists its product as uncharacterized. The transcript has a single exon. Lineage: Eukaryota; Fungi; Ascomycota; Sordariomycetes; Cephalothecales; Cephalothecaceae. The coding region runs from base 356 to 1828 and encodes 490 amino acids. The record is from RefSeq and is a predicted model, not a curated record.
GCCAUGACUGAUAAAUGUGCGGUCUUGACCACCACAGUAGAAAGUUCCCCUUCAGGAGAAUACCGUUGUUUCCUUCCUCAUUCCUUUCCAUCUUGGUCAUCCAGCACCAUUCUUACCUUGUCUACUUCUUCCUCGGCACAUGCAUUGUGUCGAUCUUCUUCAUUAAUUACCUUUGGUAGCUGUUGCUACUUUUCUUGCCUACCAUUCGAUUCCUCACAGAGUCGGGAACUUAACCCCUCUGGACAGAGCAAGACUCGCUUCUUCCCUACUACUAAUUCCCGACAUUUUUUUUUUCUUUCUCUCUUUCUCAUCCUUCCAUUCUACCCGAAACUCGCCGUCUCAUUUAGUUAGCGCAAUGCUCUUCUCCCACUCCUCCUCGCUGGCGCUGCUAGCCUCCAUCUCCGCCGUGGUUGCCGCUCCCGGGAUGCCUGGACCAGCAGCUGAACCCGUCACCAAAGUUGUCACCUACACGCUGGACCACACCCAGACCUACACAGUCACAUAUCCGACGACGGUAGUCCAAACACAGCCCGUCCACCAAACCCAGACCGUCCACGUCACCCAGACCGUCCAUGUCACAGACGUCCAGCACAUAACACAAGUCAAGACCGUCACAUUUGUCGAGAAAAUUUCUGUUCCAGUCACCAAGAUCGAGACAACAGAGAGACUCAGGACUGUCGUGUCAACGGAGAAGGUCAAGAUACCAGUGACGGAGGUCAAGGAAGUUGUGAAGACCAUCACAUCCCACGUCACAAUACCAGUGACACACACCCAGGUCAAGACGGUCGUAUCCACCCGGCUCGAGAGGAUCACAGUUCCGGUCACAAGGGUGGAGACCAAGGAGGCUGUCAAGACUGUGACGUCUGUUGUGAAGGAGCAGAUCCAUGUCACGAUCCCCGUCACCAAGGUUGAGACGAAGGAGGUUGUCCGGACGGUGACUUCUAUUGUCAAGCAGCAGGUCACCAUUCCGGUCACUUCGGUGGUCAAGGAGACGAUAACCAUCCCGGUGACAACUAUUGUGAAGGAGCAGGUGACCAUCCCGGUGGUUUCGGUGGUCAAGGAGAAGGUUACCGUCACCAUCCCGGUUACCCAGGUCCAGACGAAGGAAGUCGUGAAGACGGUGACUUCAGUUGUGCAGGAGCGCGUGAGCGUUCCUGUCGAAGUGGUGAAGACUGUGACGUCAGUUCAGCAGCAGCAAAUCACCAUUCCCGUCACGUCAGUGGUCAGGGAGGCGACCACGGUCACAGUCCCAGUCACCAAGGUCGAGACCAAGGAGGUUAUCAGGACCGUCGUUUCCGUGCAGAACGUGGUGCAGACUGUUCCCGUCACAGUUCCAGUCACCAAAGUUGAGACGAAGGAGAUUGUGAAGACCGUCACCUUCCUCCAGCACGCGAUCCAGACCGUUCACGUCACGGUCCCUGUCCCUGUCGAGAUUGUGAAGACCGUCACUGUGCCAGUCGCCCACGUCGUGACCAAGGAGAUCGUGAGGACUGUCACCUCCGUCCAGCACGCCGUCUCGACCGUGCAUGUGACGGUCGGAGCAUACACGACGACGGUCAAAGAGGUGGUGCAUGUCACUGUCCCAGGCUACACCAAGACAGUCAAGGAGACGGUCCAUCUCACCGUCACGGCAAGCGAAUGUGCGAGAACCAAGGGCGCCAUGGCACCACACGAUAAGCACAAGCAGAACAAACACAAACAGGCAGGUCAGGAGGAAAACAAGGCACAUCACCACCAAAUGGGGGAGGCAUCGCACAGCACGAGCAUAGUUGCGACGGCCAGCUCUGCUGCCCCGGCGUUGGCACAUGACAGGCAGAGGAUAUGGUGAGAGGUUAUGAGCGACGAGUGUGUGGCUGCGAGGUGGCUUGGUCGGGUUGAGUUAAUUGGAGAGAAAGGGGGACAGCACCUGCAGGCAGAGUUUGACCACCUUGAUACCCCAUAGACAGCGUCUCUGUUGCUUACAGGGACCUUAGAAAUCGAGACAUACACCUUAGAGAG